This is a messenger RNA of Gongylonema pulchrum, 306 nucleotides long. Lineage: Eukaryota; Metazoa; Nematoda; Chromadorea; Rhabditida; Gongylonematidae. The record is from the annotation of a GenBank genome assembly.
AAACAAAAUUUGGGUUUAAAUGCGGGCGAUGCACGUUACACAAUAAUGAAUGUGAGCACUGUACCGCAUCCGUUCUCCGAAAUUGAACAAAGCAACGUGGAACAGAUCAUCUCUCAUACAUUCUCUUCAACAAGAAUUUAUCUGACAUUUGGAAAUGUUCGUUUAUUUCGUCGGAUACUGCUGGAAAUGGGAGCGCAAGGUUUGAUGGAAUCAGGAGAUUAUGUGCUGAUUUAUCUGGAUCCCGAUUAUAACUGGCUUAACACCUAUCAUGCAAUGAAUAAUCAUUUCUUUCGAGAGAAUACUUAA